GAGAAACGUGAUUCGCUGCUGCUGGGAGGUGAAAGGUUAAGUGUCAUGUAGCCACCUAGCUAGCAAAAAACAAUGUUUCGGUGUUUGUUUUUACCACGUUUACUCCCGCUAUAGCGAAAUUUCACACUCGUUCUAGCAGUUCAAUUAUACCCGGUUAAUUUUGACCAUAUAAAACAAUUGUCUUGACGUUCUUUCUCACUUUGAAGGGAGGACUUUAUGCUACUGGAUCGCAAACUGUCCCGUGUCUUCCUCCAGGCAGGCUUAUGUGUCAAAAACUGACCUUGUAGCUACUGUCAGUUGAAGGACGGUUUUAAGGUUCUGUCCUUAGCAAUGGCACACGCCAGGCUGCUCCCCAUAUUCAGAAUCGCUACUGCAAGUUCGACCCAAACGCGAGUCGCCUGGGGUGGACGGUGCUUCCGAAAACAUGUUAGCACUUCAGCUUCGCGAGCGCAGAGCUGCAUGUCUGCCUGGGUCAUCGACCAGUUUGGCACGAACGAAAUGCUCAGGUACUCUGAAGAUAUCCCAGUGCCCACGAUCACCUCGUCCAGCCAGGUGAUGAUCCAAGUGCACGCUGCCAGUCUCAACCCUUUGGAUGUGUCCAUGAGAGCCGGGUAUGGAGCUAAAUUGCUCAAGCUACGAAAGGACCCAUUUUCCACAAUGGACGAUGGUAGUGGUUUUCCUCUGAUCCUGGGUCGAGAUGUGUCUGGUGUUGUGGUGGACUGCGGAUCUGAGGUUGCACACUUUGUUCCAGGAGAUGAGGUUUGGGCUGCUGUUCCCCCGUGGAAACAAGGCAGCCUGGCAGAAUUUGUCAAUCUGACCGAGUUUGAGGUGUCCCACAAGCCGAAAUGUUUGAGUCACAUGGAGGCGGCAUCCAUCCCCUACGUAGCCAGCACUGCGCUGUCUGCACUCGUUAAUGCGGGUGGUCUUUGCAGAGACAGCUCCUUGAAUAAAAGAGUUUUGAUUACUGGAGGCUCAGGAGGCGUUGGGACGUUUGCAAUUCAGUUGGCAAAGGCCUGGGGUGCCCACGUUACAGUCACUUGCUCUCAGAACGCCGAGGGCCUCGUCAGAGGGCUCGGAGCCGACGAGGUGGUGGACUACACUGCGGAAGAUGCGGCGGACCACCUCGAAAUGAUGGAGAGAUUUGACGUGAUUUUGGAUGGCGUGGGCGGGGACACUGAGGAGUGGGCGGUGGGCUUGCUCAAACCCUGGUCUGGGGCGAAGUACGUCACGCUGGUAACCCCUUUGCUCUUCAAAACGGAUUCUCUCGGCCUGGUGGAUGGACUCGUUGACGCCGGAUCCAACCUGGGCACCAAAGUCAUACAGAAUAUAAUAUCAAAUGGCAUCUUCUACCGCUGGGGGUUCUACGCUCCAGAUGGGCCCGCCCUGGAUGAGGUCAGCAAGCUGGUAGAUACCGGGAAGAUCUUGCCAGUGGUGGAGGCCCAGUUCGCAUUCAGCCAGGUCCCUCAGGCUUUCCAGAAGUUGGAGAGCGGCCACGCCAGAGGCAAGACGGUCGUCAGCGUGACCGAGGAGCAAGAUGGAGAGGAGCAAGACAUGCGCCAGAACGCGGCGCAGGAAACGGUAACGCAAAGCUAGCUCCAGCGCAGAGAGAACGAAGCCGUGCCGAUUCUUCUCCGUACAACCUCAGGUUGCAAACUCCAAAGAGACGAGAUAAGUUAAAAAAAAAUGGAACCCUCAAGACUUCUUGAAGACUGUAUAACAAGAUGCCUGAAUGAUGACGUUGCUUUGGUUACCAAGACCAGAGCCUCUCAAAUGGCUAAAAAGAUAAUGCAAUGGUGUCAUGGCAUAGUCUCAUUUCAGGAUUGAGUGUGAAAAGGCAAACAUCCCGUGUUGACAAUUUUUGAGGGCACUCACAAUUUCUUUCUUGAGGUCACUAUAAACAUCUAUCUAUUUGCAGGCUCUAAAUUAUUAUUCCUAAAGUGCAUGCUUAUUAUUGUCCUGUAAAAAGUAUUUUCAUAGUGAUUUUGUUGUGUCAUCAUGCGGGCUCGAUUAAAUUAAAAGUUCAUACAAGGUGAGCUGAGGUAAGUCGAACUUUUGUUUUUAUUGCUGAAGAAUGUGUGAUAUAACGUUGGGAAUAAAAAUACAUGAGACGCGUUAACACUGUUUUAAGUUAAUUUACAAAAUGGGUACAUUGAUUCAUUCACUGGGGGAAAAAAAA
Hippocampus comes (tiger tail seahorse) is the source of this 2176-nucleotide messenger RNA. RefSeq names its product reticulon-4-interacting protein 1 homolog, mitochondrial-like. Gene Ontology annotation, molecular function: zinc ion binding; oxidoreductase activity. The transcript has 9 exons. Lineage: Eukaryota; Metazoa; Chordata; Actinopteri; Syngnathiformes; Syngnathidae. Gene Ontology annotation, cellular component: mitochondrion. The coding region runs from base 331 to 1593 and encodes 420 amino acids. The record is from RefSeq and is a predicted model, not a curated record.